AUAGACAUUUCACCACAUUCACACGCACACACUUAUUCACUCACUCGCUUGCCGUACCUUUUACACCUACAUCCUUCACCUUCCUAGCUUUCACUUGCCUCUUUGAUCCUUUAUUCACUCUACCCCAUAUUUCGACCUCCCCCCCUCGGUGUCCUUCACACUUUGCCUCUUCCUUCUUAAAAUCGCCACCCUUGACCCUCACAACUACAAUAUAGCCGACAAUGACUGCAUUGCGAGCCAUGCUUCAGCUGCGACCAGGCACCUCUUCCCUCUCCUCGUCUCCGUCGCACACCAGUCCCGCAUUCUCAGCAAAGGAUUCACGUCCGCUCUCGACUUCAGCUUCACCCACCUUCUCUUAUUUGCACUCGCACCAACCCACAAUCUCCUCAAACACUCUCACCACAUCUCCUGCUACUGCAUUGACACCUACCACUAAAACAAGACCUACUACUGCCACUACCACUACCACCAGUACCUCGCACUCUAGCAGCAAAAAGCCCUAUAAUCUGGGUCUGCACUCGGGAGCAGCUUCAGGGAACCUUGGACUUGUCAAGUUUGCAUUGGAUAAUGGACAGCCAAUCGACUCGGCCGUAAACGGAGUCCUGCCUAUCCACGCUGCCUGCUGCAGUAAUGCCAAUGUCGCCGUGGUUCUCUUCCUGAUCGAGCGCGGUGCAGAUGUCAAUGCCCGGCGGUAUCCGCGCAAGUAUAGUGGCGAACGAGUCGGCGCGUAAGUUUGCAGCCGUGCUGUUGAUUUGCUCUGCUUAUUUCUCUCUCCACAACUCUUUUUCUCCGCGCGACCUGGCCCAUGCGCCCGAUUUGGUCGGUCUUGUUUUAUUCGGAUCAACAUUUAUGAUGACGA
This is a messenger RNA of Gamsiella multidivaricata, 859 nucleotides long. RefSeq lists its product as uncharacterized. The transcript is spliced from 2 exons. Bases 222 to 731 code for a protein of 169 amino acids. NCBI's taxonomy places the organism in Eukaryota, Fungi, Mortierellomycota, Mortierellomycetes, Mortierellales, Mortierellaceae. Gene Ontology annotation, molecular function: protein binding. The record is from RefSeq and is a predicted model, not a curated record.